AUGAAUCCUUGCGUGGUCUGUGGAAAGGGGACAACCGCUUUUAAUUAUGGAGCUAAUUUUUGUAAUGCCUGCAAGAUAUUCUACCAAAGAGCUAUGAAGGCUGAAAACUUUCCGACCGAAUGUUUAAAUGAAGGAAACUGUUUGAAAUGUCGUUUUUGUCGCUACCAACUAUGCCUUCAAGCUGGCUUACAUCCCCCUACUCGAAAAUCACCUAGUCCAGGAUUUUCAUCAAUGUUAAAACAUUUAGAAAUCCUGGACAAUCAAAGAAAAGAGAAGGUGUUGAGUUAUUCUCAAGUUCCCAAUUUGAACUUCAACUUCUGGGCCGAGGCAACCUAUCAAACUACUGUAGAAUUCAUUAGUGGCCUUGAGGUUUCCAAACUGCUCAACGACACUGAGCAAAUGGUCCUGGUUUGGCAAUCGGUCAGAAAAUAUAACACGCUUUGUUUUGCUAUGAGGGCCUACACUGAUCAAAAAGAUAUGGUUGCAUUUCCCAAAGGAGUUAAUCCACUGCCACCAGAAUUGAAUCUAUAUUUUCAAAACUUCCCAUGUGUCUUGAACAAAAUCCGGUCAAAUGUGGUGGCGAAACUACGAGAAAUAUUGAUCACCAAUGACGAGUUUCUGCUGAUCAGCGCGAUUUUGAUAUGCGAUCCUGUGCCAUCCAUGUUCACGGAAAGUGGUCUGAGCCAUGUUUAUUGGUACCAGAGACUCUACACGUCCACACUAUUUCAAUAUUGCCAAACUCAUUAUCCGGAAAAUGGUCCAUCCAGAUUUUCGGACUUGUUAUCGGUUAUCGGUGUGGUCAUUCAGACAAUCGAGAUGUAUGAAAAUGCGAUGGUUCAUGCGAAACUUGGAGCACAUCUUUUGAAUCCGUCUCACUAA
Molecule: messenger RNA, 879 nt
Organism: Caenorhabditis briggsae
Lineage: Eukaryota; Metazoa; Nematoda; Chromadorea; Rhabditida; Rhabditidae
Exons: 3
Coding region: 1-879 (292 amino acids)
Biological process (GO): regulation of DNA-templated transcription
Molecular function (GO): DNA-binding transcription factor activity; sequence-specific DNA binding; zinc ion binding
Source: RefSeq, a predicted model, not a curated record